GCGUGCGUCAGCUGGGAGGUGCUGAGGUUCCUGCUGUCUAACCUGCGUUGGUGGAUGGAGGAGUAUCGUUUUGAUGGCUUCAGGUUCGAUGGGGUGACGUCCAUGAUGUACCAUCACCAUGGCAUUGGCAGUAUGUUUUCAGGAGACUACUCUGAGUACUUUGGUCUUCAGGUGGAUGAAGAUUCCCUGGUCUAUCUGAUGACAGCUAAUCAUGUCCUGCACACCUUGUAUCCUGACUGCAUCACCAUCGCAGAGGACGUAUCAGGGAUGCCAGCUGUGUGUCGGUCCGUGGCAGAGGGAGGGUUGGGCUUCGACUACCGUCUUGCCAUGGCCAUUCCAGAUAAAUGGAUCCAGAUUCUGAAGGAAUUAGCAGACGAGGCCUGGGACAUGGGUAACAUUGUCUACACUCUGACAAACAGACGAUACGGAGAGAACUGCAUCGCCUACGCAGAGAGCCACGACCAGUCUCUGGUAGGUGAUAAGUCCCUGGCCUUCUGGCUGAUGGAUAAAGAGAUGUACACCAACAUGAGUUCCCUGAUCCCCAUGACUCCCGUCAUCGACCGAGGCAUCCAGCUACAUAAGAUGAUCCGCCUCCUCACACACGCUCUGGGGGGAGAGGGCUACCUCAACUUCAUGGAAGAUAGUUUGGUUGUGCCAAUCAGAAGAGAGUUUGGUUGUGCCAAUCAGAAGAGAGUUUGGUUGGGCCAAUCAGAAGAGUGCGCGGUUGGGCCAAUCAGAAGAGUGCGCGGUUGGGCCAAUCGGAAGAGUGCGCGGUUGGGCCAAUCGGAAGAGUGCGCGGUUGGGCCAAUCGGAAGAGUGCGCGGUUGGGCCAAUCGGAAGAGUGCGCGGUUGGGCCAAUCGGAAGAGUGCGCGGUUGGGCCAAUCGGAAGAGUGCGCGGUUGGGCCAAUCGGAAGAGUGCGCGGUUGGGCCAAUCGGAAGAGUGCGCGGUUGGGCCAAUCGGAAGAGUGCGCGGUUGGGCCAAUCGGAAGAGUGCGCGGUUGGGCCAAUCGGAAGAACUGCUCUCCAGUAUGUAA
Molecule: messenger RNA, 1035 nt
Organism: Oncorhynchus masou masou (cherry salmon)
Lineage: Eukaryota; Metazoa; Chordata; Actinopteri; Salmoniformes; Salmonidae
Product: 1,4-alpha-glucan-branching enzyme-like
Exons: 7
Coding region: 55-1035 (326 amino acids)
Biological process (GO): glycogen biosynthetic process
Cellular component (GO): cytoplasm
Molecular function (GO): 1,4-alpha-glucan branching enzyme activity
Source: RefSeq, a predicted model, not a curated record